This is a messenger RNA of Aspergillus versicolor CBS 583.65, 1286 nucleotides long. Its product is annotated as ADP-ribosylation factor family protein. Gene Ontology annotation, molecular function: GTP binding; GTPase activity. Lineage: Eukaryota; Fungi; Ascomycota; Eurotiomycetes; Eurotiales; Aspergillaceae. The record is from RefSeq and is a predicted model, not a curated record. The transcript has 5 exons. The coding region runs from base 391 to 939 and encodes 182 amino acids. Gene Ontology annotation, biological process: vesicle-mediated transport; intracellular protein transport. Gene Ontology annotation, cellular component: Golgi apparatus; cytoplasm.
GUGAUAUAGAUUAAUUGUGAAUUAUAAAUCAGCACAGUCAUUUCUUUUCUCAGGACUGAAAAAACCAAAUUGCAGUUGCUCAGGGUCCAGGACAGCGUGAGUGGAAGCUUUGACCAGCCCGAUCGCCCGCCCUGCGAUUUAGUCAGCUUCGAUUCUGGAGGUUCUGGGGUUUUGCUGCGCUGGGUCAUCUUCCUCCGACACAAAGCACUUCCUCCUUUCUCAAGCAACUGUCUUUCUCCGAUAACUUCUUCUAACCUUUCCACUAUACCCUUUCAUACUCGCGUUUAUCUGCCGGGACGACGAACCCCCGUUCCCUACGAUCGGUCGCCGCCUGAACGCUGCCGCUAAAGGAGUAUCGCCGCUUUCCACCGCCAACGAACACAAGCAGUCAUGGGAGGUUCACUUUCGCGACUAUGGUCCUUGUUAUGGGCAAAAAAGGAAAUUCGAAUUUUGAUUCUUGGACUUGACAAUGCUGGCAAGACCACUCUCCUCUACAGGUUAAAGAUCGGCGAAGUCGUGACCACAAUACCCACCAUCGGAUUCAACGUAGAAUCAGUGACGUACAGAAAUUUGAACUUUAAUGUUUGGGAUCUCGGAGGCCAAACCUCUAUUCGUCCAUACUGGCGGUGCUACUACGCUAACACCGCUGCCGUCGUUUUCGUGAUCGAUUCCACAGAUGUUGAACGUCUCAAUACAGCUGCCGAUGAACUUUCUGCAAUGCUAAAUGAGGAGGAGCUGCGUGAAGCUGCACUUCUGGUCUUCGCAAACAAACAAGAUCAGCCCGGUGCAAAGGGCGCUGGAGAAAUAUCAGAGGCACUAAAACUUGGGGAACUGCGGGAUAGGAACUGGAGCAUUGUGGCAUGUUCUGCCAUUGAUGGUAAAGGUCUAAACGAAGGCAUGGACUGGUUGGUGCAAACUCUUCAAUCCGAAAACGCAUAAGCGCUGGCGUCUUUUGUCGUGCGAUAGAAUCUUUUAAUAUUCCCCUCCUCGGCAUUUGAUGCUAUGGAGUGCAUGUCGUUAUACAGUAUAUUUUUUUUUGAUGUGGGGAUUUUGAGACGAGACGAGCGUAAUAUCAUAAUUGAUUCGAAUAUGUCCAGUUGGCUUUGUUCGAUUUUCCUUGUGUUUGGCAUGACAUGGAGCUGUGGUUGGAACUGGUUAUAUGAAGCCUUGGAGCGCGCGAACAUGCUUGGGUGUAUAAAUCAACAGCAACUACUACUGCAUUGUACCAGACUUUGAAAAUAUUACUGAUUAGUAUAAAUCACUAGUAACUGUCAACUGUUUCUAAC